This is a messenger RNA of Microthlaspi erraticum, 804 nucleotides long. The record is from the annotation of a GenBank genome assembly. NCBI's taxonomy places the organism in Eukaryota, Viridiplantae, Streptophyta, Magnoliopsida, Brassicales, Brassicaceae.
AUGGAAACAGCUCCGGCGAACCAUCAGUUUCAGUUUCAGGAUCAAUACGAGAAUCCGUAUUUUCUCCAUAGUUCUGAUCAUGCCGGACUCAUUCUCGUCUCUGAUCGUCUCCAAUCUGGUGGGGACUUUCAUUCAUGGCGUCGCUCUGUUCGGAUGGCUCUCAAUGUUCGGAACAAACUCGGAUUCAUUGAUGGCACCGUUCCAAAACCUCACGAUAACCAUCGCGAUGCCGGCUCUUGGUCGCAUUCCAACGAUAUGGUGGCGACGUGGUUGAUGAAUUCCGUCUCCAAGAAAAUCGGUCAGAGUCUUCUCUUUAUGAAUACUGCUGAAUCAAUCUGGAAGAACCUAUUGGCUAGAUUUAAGCAAGACGAUUCUGCUAGAGUUUUUGAGAUUGAACAGCGUUUAAGUAGUAUUCAUCAAGGCUCGAUGGAUGUGAGCACUUACUAUACAGAAUUGGUGACUCUCUGGGAAGAACACGAACUUUCUGUGUGUUCGUGUGGCAAAUGUGAGUGCAAUGCCGUCUUUUGGAGCAUUUGGAGCAUAUGGGACGUGAGGAGCAUGGAGGACUUGGCACAUGGACGCAGCUCAACUGGAUACGCAAAGGAAGAAGGAGGAAGCCAUCUUGAAGACCAGCUCGACCGGUCGAGUUCCUCAACUCGACCGGCCAAGCUUCAACUCGAUCGAGCUGAGAAGUCAACAGUCAAACCCGAAAAAUGUUGCUUCCCCCUUGACUUUCCUUUGACCCUAAACCUAAUCCUCUUGUAUUUAAAGGCUAAAAGCCACGAAAAAACCACCAAGCUUUAG